AUGUGGAAGGCAGCACUCUUAACCCUGUGUCUCUUGGUGGCAUUGGUAGACAGGGUGCAGCCAAAUGAAGGCCAUUCCUCUUUCUACGGAAUGAAGCUGUGUGGAAGAGAAUUUAUACGUGCUGUCAUUUUUACCUGUGGGGGUUCUCGCUGGAGGAGAAGCAUUGGAGACUCAGCUCUUAUUGGAGACGAGGCUUUUGACCAAUGGAAUGUAAAUCGUUUCCCUCACAUGGCCAGUGAGCAGGAUCCUGCGCAAUCCAACAUAUGGAAGGAUCAGUCAUUUGAUGAUGCAUCUGUGGCUGCUGGAUUCAGCCGCUCGGCUCGCUCACCAAUCUCGGAGGAGGUCCUGGAGGCUCUUCGAAGUGCAGAUAGGAAAGGACGGGAUGUAGUGGUGGGACUGUCCAAUGCCUGCUGCAAGUGGGGCUGCAGCAAGAGUGAAAUAAGCUCCUUGUGCUAA
Molecule: messenger RNA, 456 nt
Organism: Phycodurus eques (leafy seadragon)
Lineage: Eukaryota; Metazoa; Chordata; Actinopteri; Syngnathiformes; Syngnathidae
Gene: rln3b
Product: relaxin 3b
Exons: 2
Coding region: 1-456 (151 amino acids)
Cellular component (GO): extracellular region
Molecular function (GO): hormone activity
Source: RefSeq, a predicted model, not a curated record